UUUUUCACAUUUAUUCAUGUAAGUAUUUAUAACCAUGAAAUAAAUAACAACGUACCAGUCUUGCCUGUUUCCUUGGUGUACUGGUAACCAAAUAAAGUAUGCAAAACCAAGUACACAAACAGGGUAAGAUAUCCAAAUCAUAACAGUGUAUGGUAAGUCAUAUAUGUGCAAAUCAUAGGUGGUCAGUCACAAGUCUGAAGUGUCACAGAACCAACAGAGAGCCGACGAAGAUGGACGUAGUCCUGCUGCUCCUCAUGGCUGCAUCAGGGCUGAGCGCCGUCUCAGCAGAGUUCCUUCGCCGAACCUAUUUUGUUAGUACACAGAGGAACAUGACUGAAGCUCAGAGGUACUGCAGAGAAAAACACACUGACCUGGCAACUAUACACAACAUGCAGAACGUGAAGGUUUUGAACAACACGGCAGCUAAUUUUUACUGGAUUGGGCUGUAUGAUGGUGGCCUGUACAGCUGGAAGUGGUCACUGUCAGACACCAGCUUCUACAGAGACGGGGAGAAAAAGUUCAGACAGUGGUUUCCUGGUCAGCCAAAUGACGUUGAAAAUGGAGAGCACUGCACAGUGAUGGAUAGUGGACAAUGGCAAGACUAUAAUUGUAAUCGUCGUUUUAGCUCGGUCUGCAUGGAUGUCAGAGGGCUGAAUGUAACAUUUGUCUACAUAUCGACUCUCAUGACCUGGACUGAGGCCCAGAGCUACUGCAGAGAACACCACACAGACCUGGCCAGCGUGAGGACCGCAGCAGAGAACCAGAAGGUAGACAACGUGAUACCUGCAGGUGUAGCAUGGAUCGGCCUCUUCAGAGAUCCCUGGAUAUGGUCGGAUGGAAGUAACUCCUCAUUUAGGUACUGGGCUCCUGGUCAACCUAAUAACACUGGUGGGAAAGAUGCUUGUGUGGCGGCAGACUUGGGCAGCGAUGGAAAAUGGUACAAGAAUCCCUGUGACCUGGAGAGACCGUUCGUUUGCUACGCACUACUCCCUGUGACUACAAAGCAAGUGAUCAAAGUGCGUCUGGUGAGAAAGGACUCCUCUCUGGAUCUCAACGACCCUGCUGUCAUGGAACAAAUGUUGAAGGAGGUCCAACAGAGGCUGAAGGACCAGGGGGUGAAAGGAGACGUCAAACUGAGCUGGAGGAAGCAGGCAGAUGGAAAGGUCUUCCACAAGGAGGAGGAGGAGGAAGAGACAAAGGAGAAGAAGACCCGUCGCAAGAGGGACGAGUUUUAA
Acanthopagrus latus (yellowfin seabream) is the source of this 1235-nucleotide messenger RNA. RefSeq names its product C-type mannose receptor 2-like. The record is from RefSeq and is a predicted model, not a curated record. Bases 150 to 1235 code for a protein of 361 amino acids. The transcript has 6 exons. Lineage: Eukaryota; Metazoa; Chordata; Actinopteri; Spariformes; Sparidae.